This is a messenger RNA of Silurus meridionalis, 1878 nucleotides long. RefSeq names its product DnaJ heat shock protein family (Hsp40) member B14 (gene dnajb14). The transcript has 8 exons. Gene Ontology annotation, cellular component: endoplasmic reticulum membrane. Gene Ontology annotation, biological process: cellular response to misfolded protein. Gene Ontology annotation, molecular function: Hsp70 protein binding. The record is from RefSeq and is a predicted model, not a curated record. NCBI's taxonomy places the organism in Eukaryota, Metazoa, Chordata, Actinopteri, Siluriformes, Siluridae. Bases 53 to 1186 code for a protein of 377 amino acids.
AGACCGCAGAGAGAGAGAGAACGCGAGAGAGAGGAAGGAGGGGGGAGAAGCCAUGGAAGGCAACAGAGACGAAGCAGAAAAAUGUAUGAAUAUAGCGACGAAGGCCCUCGAAGCAGGAGACAAGGAGAAGGCUAUAAAGUUCCUGAACAAAGCGGAUAAAUUAUUCCCGACUGACAGGGCGAAAGCGUUGUUGGAGGCGUUGUUGAAGAAUGGAAGUUCGGCUGGUAAUGGAGGAGCGUACUGCAGAAAAUCAGCGAAUGGCACAGAGACGACGGCGACGCCUCCACCACAGCCGGGACAGGAAUCAACCAAUAACGACACGUCCAAGAGCUUCACAAAGGAGCAGGUGGAGGGAGUGCAGAGGAUAAAGAAGUGUAAGGACUACUACGAGGUCCUGGGCGUCAGUAAGGAUGCUAACGAGGAGGAGCUGAAGAAGGCCUACAGGAAGCUGGCGCUGAAGUUCCACCCAGAUAAAAACCACACUCCCGGAGCUACAGAGGCCUUCAAAAAGAUAGGGAACGCGUACGCAGUGCUGAGUAACGUGGAGAAGAGGAGGCAGUACGAUGUGAGCGGAGGAGAAGAACCCAGCAGCCCGGGACACAGCGGACACGGAGGGUUUGACUUCCACAGAGGGUUCGAGGCCGACAUCACACCAGAGGAUCUCUUCAACAUGUUCUUUGGGGGCGGCUUCCCCUCCUCGAGUACGUUUGCUAACGGUCGGGAUCGAUACACUCAGCAGACGGAGCAGAUGAGGAGGGAGAGAGAAGAAAGAGGAGAUGGAGGCUUCUCCAUGUUUAUUCAGCUGAUGCCGAUCGUGGUGUUGAUCGUGGUGUCUGUUCUCAGUCAGCUGAUGGUUUCCACUCCUCCAUACAGUCUCUACUCCAGACCAUCAACAGGUCAGACGGUAAAGAGACAGACGGAGAACCUGCACGUGGAUUACUACGUCACCCGGGACUUCAAAUCGGAGUAUAAAGGCUCAGCGGUGCAGAAGAUUGAGAAGAGCGUGGAGGAGGAUUACGUGUCUAACAUACGCAACAACUGCUGGAAGGAGCGACAGACGAAAACAGACCUGCUGUAUGCCGCUAAAGUGUACCGAGACGAUCGUCUGCGCAGGAAGGCCGAGCUCAUGACCAUGGACAACUGUAAAGAGCUGGACAGACUAAACGAGCUGUUCCGCGGAGGAUGAGCUUCACUCUGCACGGACUCUUUAGCACAUAGAUCCCACAGAAUAUAUAAUGUAUAUGUCACAUGUAAAUGUGUUUUUGUUUUUUUCUAAGGAAAGAAAUCGGGACGCUAGGAGAGAAAACACGUACUAAAAAAAUGUAACGUCUAAUGUACUGUGAGAGCUAUUUUACUUUCAAACUUCAUCAUCAGCAUCAUCACCAUGAUUCCUGGCUGCUUACUGCUGAAGUCCUUACGCCAUUUUUACCACUGAAGAAGAAGGAGGACAGACCGAAUCCCUAACCUUCCUCAUCUCUCUUUUUCUCUGCUGCUUCGUCCUUCGUGUUCCUGACCUCACCUUAGACUUCCUAAAGACUUUUGAAGCUCAUCAGGGAGACCUAGCUCAUCUCCUACAAUCCUUAGCACUAGCAGCAGCAGCUAUAGUGAGUUGUAAACUUGAAUAAAAAUACUUAGCUCCUUCUCUGUAGCCCACACCGGCGCUCCACCAUCUCGAGCAGUACCCACAGGAAAUGGUUUGAGCUGAGAGUUUUCCUCCCUGAUGGCGCGUUUCUGCUGGAUGGACCACGAGCCAUUUUAAUCCACAUUAUUGUACAUUUUAUUUCCGAAUGUUAUUUCUGAAGCUAUUUAAGUCCAAAUGUUUCUUCAUUGCUCGACUAAUCAUUUGAAUAAAGUUUAAAUUAUUACCGAUGGACCGGA